AUGACUGACAAAACUCCAGAGUGCGAGAGUGAGACAACAUCUAAUAACAAUUUGUGCAAGCGCGGUUGUGGAUUUUAUGGCAGUGUUCAAUUUAAUGACAUGUGCUCCAAGUGCUAUAAGGCUUGCUUGACUUCCGAAAAUUCCUCUCAGAUACCAGUUAGUGGGUCUACCUCUACCACUGCUACUUCUACUGCCGCUGGUUUCACUCACAAAGCACCCAAUCAGUUACCCCUCCCGAGUGACUUGGAUUUGGUAAAGAAACCCCCUUUACCUCGAUCAGAAUCCUACCAUCUCAAACGCAAACUUCCUACUUCCGAAAGUUCAGAUUCCUUAUUUUCUACUGAAUCAGAAAAAUCAACACAAAGUGAACCGACCAGAAAUCGUGCAAUUAAUCGUUGCUCCUUGUGCAAGAGAAGAGUUGGUCUUACAGGCUUUCACUGUCGUUGUGAGGGCUUAUUUUGUUCACUCCAUCGAUACGCAGAUCAGCAUGAUUGCAGCUUUGAUUAUCGCAAACAGGGUCAGGAUCAAAUCGCCCGUGAAAACCCCGAACUAAAGUACAGCUGUCGUAUUUAUGUGCGAUUGAUUUUGUCUCCUAACUGGGUUAUUGGUGAUCCUGAUGGCUGUGACACAGUUGUUGCUAAAUAG
This is a messenger RNA of Rodentolepis nana, 645 nucleotides long. NCBI's taxonomy places the organism in Eukaryota, Metazoa, Platyhelminthes, Cestoda, Cyclophyllidea, Hymenolepididae. The record is from the annotation of a GenBank genome assembly.